Micromonas pusilla CCMP1545 is the source of this 1254-nucleotide messenger RNA. RefSeq lists its product as uncharacterized. Gene Ontology annotation, biological process: DNA replication. Gene Ontology annotation, cellular component: nuclear origin of replication recognition complex; nucleus. Gene Ontology annotation, molecular function: DNA replication origin binding. NCBI's taxonomy places the organism in Eukaryota, Viridiplantae, Chlorophyta, Mamiellophyceae, Mamiellales, Mamiellaceae. The transcript is spliced from 2 exons. The record is from RefSeq and is a predicted model, not a curated record. The coding region runs from base 1 to 1254 and encodes 417 amino acids.
AUGGAGUUUCGAAAUAACAACGCGGUGUUCGCGGCAAAGAACGCCAACGCCGCCGCGGCCGGCGGCGGCGCGCGCGGCGGCGCCGCGGGCGGCAGCGGGAGAGCGAAGAAAGGAGGAGGCGCGGACGCCGACGCCGUCGCCGUCGUCGCCGCGGACGCGGCGCGGCGACUGCGGGACGCGGAGGACGACGCGAACGCGCCGAGAAGAGGCGGCCGAGGGUUCUUCGCGACGAAAGGGAAGAACGUGCGAUCCGAGGCGUCGUUAACGUCGUUAGAUCUCGCGGACGAGGACACCGUGCGCGAGCUCCUCGGGAGGCUGCCGGUGGGGCAUCAAAACGAACGCGCGGCGCUGCAACGCGAGCUCGAGAAGAAUUACUCCAGGUGGUGGCAGCUCCUGCAGUCGGAGUUCUCGCUCCUCUUGUACGGGUUCGGGUCGAAGAAAGCGCUCAUGGAGGACUUCGCGAUGAAGACGCUGACCGACGGCGGCGUCGUCGUCGUGAACGGGUACCACGCCGGUCUCACCGCGAAGAGCAUCCUCGUCUCCGCGGCGGCGGCGCUGGCGGCGACGAAGACCGAGGCGGAAAAUUUGCACUCGACGUCGAACGAGAGCUUACUCAGACGGAUAUCCACCCUGGCCGUCGUCGGCGCCGCCGCCGCCGCCGGCGACCUCGUCGUCGAGCGCUCGCCGCGGAGGCUCUACAUCGUGCUGCACAACGUCGACGGCGCGCCGCUGCGAAACGCGGAGUCGCAAGCGCUCCUCGGCGAGCUCGCGGCGAUGCCGAGGGUGCACAUCAUCGCGAGCGUGGACCACGUCAACGCGCCGUUGCUGUGGUCGAAACGAGAGGCUGCGAGGUUCAACUGGGUGUGGCAGCGGGCGACGACGUUCGCGCCGUAUCACUUGGAGACGGCGAACGUCCCGCAGCUAUUGGCGUCCAAGGGGGAAGAGCGGCACGUCAGAGGCGCAUCGAACGUGCUGCGAUCGCUGACGUCGAACGCGCGGGAUAUAUUCCGGCUGCUCGCGGAGCAUCAGCUGCAGCAUCCGGACGAGCAAGGGUGGAAGUUUCACGCGUUUUACACCGCGUGCAGAGAGCAAUUCUUCGCGACGUCGGAGGUGACGCUGCGGUCGCACCUCACGGAGUUUACGGAUCACGAGCUGACGCGGUAUAAACGCUCGAACGACGGCGAGGACCUCGUCGUCAUCCCGUUCGCGGCGGACAUAUUAGGGCAGCUCCUGAAGGAGAUUCACGGCGUUUAA